CUGUCUGUGUGUCUGUCCCUCUCUGUGUCUCUGUUGGUGUUGGCUGAACACUGGCUCCUGGUUUGAGAGCCGGGGAUGGGGAGCCAGGCGUGGGCUUCAGUUCUGGAUAUUCUUUUAAUGUUGAGCCUUUGAGGCGUUGCCGAGGAGAGUGUUGAGGAUCUGGAGAAAGAGAGGUCUGUGUGGCUUGUGAGGAUGCUCGGUGGUGUUUAUUGACUGUAGUUGAACCAGCUAGACCAAGCAGCGGAGGCAGCUCACACCUUCUUCGUAGCCAAUCCCGAGCACGUGGAGAUGGGGCAGAGCCUGGAGCAAUACCGGCAGCUCAGCGGGGUCCAGCCGGCACACUUCAUCGACCGUGAGGCCAGGCCACACAUGGAGGCAUUCAUGGUGGGGAUGAUGCACUAUGACACGGACAGCUACACGGCUGCCAUCGAGGGCUUUGAGCGGGCGCUGGAGCUGUACUGGGUGUCGGAGUCCGAGUGCCGUGCCCUGUGCCAGGGACCCCAGAGACUGGAUGGCUACGGUUACCUGGAAUAUUCACCACAUCUGUACGAGGUCAUCGCGGAUCACUACGGGCAGGUUCUCCGCUGUCAGCAUGAAUGUGGCCGGGAUCUGGCCACUCGCCCUGGACGCCUCUCGCCCAUCGAUAACUACCUGCCCUCACACCUGGACUUCCUGCAGUACUCCUACUACCAGGUGGGAGACCACACGCGGGCACUGGAGGCCGUUCACUCGUAUCUUCUCUUCCACCCGGGGGACGAGGCCAUGGAGGAGAACCUGUAUUAUUACAGCAGCCACCGCCACGAUCCCCCCAUCUCCCCCCGACCCGACGUGCUCAGGUACAUGGAGAGAUACCAGGCUGAGAAGCAGCUACUCACGUCCCACAGUCAGGAACUCGGAGCCUUGUACAUCGAUCCUAAUCACUGGAUCAGCCCCAUGUCACAGCAUCAGGAAAUGCCAACUGUGAGCAGGCCGGGCAGUGAGGAGGGGGUGACAGAGGUCAGGAACAGCCUGGACGGACGGAAGAGACCGGCCGAGAAGCACGAGAAUUUCAAAGAAG
Messenger RNA from Callorhinchus milii (elephant shark), 1057 nucleotides. RefSeq names its product prolyl 3-hydroxylase 2. The record is from RefSeq and is a predicted model, not a curated record. NCBI's taxonomy places the organism in Eukaryota, Metazoa, Chordata, Chondrichthyes, Chimaeriformes, Callorhinchidae. Gene Ontology annotation, biological process: collagen metabolic process. Gene Ontology annotation, cellular component: endoplasmic reticulum. Gene Ontology annotation, molecular function: procollagen-proline 3-dioxygenase activity; L-ascorbic acid binding; iron ion binding.